AAACCGAUACACUCUCAUGUCGCAUUUCCACCCCUUUUGUUUAGCCCAAGGCACCAUGGUAUAAAAUGGCUCCGUUUUCUUUGGAUGUCUUCUCGGACCAUCGUUGGCAGCUUGUAGCCACGGCGAUACUUUCUGGGGCCACCGCUGCCUCUCUUCUGCUCGGCUAUCAAACGCUUGACAGGGAUCUACGGUUGUCGCAGCUGAAAAGUUCAAUACCUCCAUUGGCGGACGAUCAAGAUGCGCAGAGGCUGAAUAGCUUUGGGGCCGCUUCCUCGCCAACAGCCGUUGACAAGGAAGAUGCAAGGAAUCAAGCGUUGGCGCAACGAGCGCAGGCAGGUGAUUUCGAUGACGAGCUUAUCCUCGAGCAACUAGCCCGCAACAGAGUCUUCCUAGGCGAUGAUGGACUGGCUAAACUACGAGACGCCUUCGUUGUAGUGGUUGGCUGUGGAGGCGUUGGAUCGCAUUGCGCAGCCUCUCUUGCUCGUUCCGGUGUUUCCAAGAUUCGCUUGGUUGAUUUCGAUCAGGUCACAUUGAGCUCCUUGAAUCGCCACGCUGUUGCGACCCUCGCUGACGUGGGGAUACCAAAAGUCCAGUGUUUGGAACGUCGACUCAUCGCCAUCGCGCCGUGGGUGAAGUUUGACUUGCGCCAAGAGAAGUUCGACGGCGACGUAGCCGCGCGCCUGCUCAGCGCGUGGAAGGACACUGAUCGCAAGCCUGACUAUGUCGUCGACGCAAUUGACAACAUAGACACCAAAGUGGCGCUGCUAAAGUAUUGUCACGACAACAAGCUGCCAGUGAUCAGCUCUAUGGGUGCUGGUUGCAAGUCUGACCCUACGCGCAUCAUUGUUGGGGACAUUGCCACCACCACUGACGACGGUCUUUCACGUUCCACCCGCCGCCGCCUCAAGUUGCAAGGCGUCACGGCAGGCAUCCCAGCGGUGUAUUCCACUGAAAGAACCGGCGAGGGCAAGGCAGAGCUGCUGCCAAUCCCGGAAGAAGAGUUUCAGAAGGGGGCUGUGGGAGAUCUAGCAGCGUUGCCUCAAUUUCGGGUGCGAAUCUUGCCCGUGUUGGGCACAAUGCCUGCGAUAUUCGGUCUAACCGUCGCGAACCACAUCAUACUCAGCAUAACGGGAUAUCCGCACGACUAUGUCCCUGCAAAGGGGAGGGACAAGAUGUACGAGGGUAUCCUGAACUAUGUGAAUGGGUCGGAGGAAAAGCUUGGUCGGUUGUUCCAUCCCGGUCUCAUUGGACUCAAGACGCCCAUCACGCUCAAUGACGUUGCCUUUUUGUCCGACGACCUGUACAGCGGUCGAAGCAUCAUCUCGGGCAUCCCUACUCGCAUUGUUCUAGUGCGCUGGCAGAAGCCUGAAGAGACAAACGUGUCAUUCACGGGCGACGAGAACGAUAAGGACUCGCAGCGAGCGUCCAAGCUGCGCCUCAGUGAUCUCGUUUGCAUGACCAAGGAAGAAGCUCUCAAGCACGAGCGUGAGGUUUUCAAAGAGGACAAGAAGGUGGAGGAGGUUUACGACGCGGACAUUGUGGACAAGGUCGCUAGAAAGAGGGCCGAGAUCGCCAAGUUGGAGAAGUAUCGCUGAAGAUUGACCAGUGCUUGGUCUUGUACUAAAAUUAUGUCAUGUAUAGAAUAUUUACGAAUCAAUCUGGGCUCUCAUUACGGGAGGAUGGCUUUCACAUGCGGUUCUCGCAGCAACCUUGCAUCGGUGGAUUCAUGCCCAUUGGGCUCACCGCCUCCAGGUUGGAACUGGAACUUUUAUGAGCACCCACAGCAGCGGACGGAAAGCUGCAUCUGCAGGACUUCAACAAAGACAAUAACGAUCAUGAUAGAGCGAGAUCUUAUCAUGCAAAGCAGCUGGGCGAGGCUGUGGUCAUUCAUCGACCAUAGAGUCUGCUGGAGCCUGGAGGAGGUGAUAGCAUUAAGGUGACGUGGAAGGAUAUCCUUGCGAGGACUAAAGUCGGUCUAGUCUAUCAGCCCGUCCUCCUGCAGCUGGGCGGAAUCAAGUCGA
Molecule: messenger RNA, 2021 nt
Organism: Emericellopsis atlantica
Lineage: Eukaryota; Fungi; Ascomycota; Sordariomycetes; Hypocreales; Bionectriaceae
Product: putative ThiF domain protein
Exons: 2
Coding region: 66-1595 (509 amino acids)
Biological process (GO): cyclic threonylcarbamoyladenosine biosynthetic process
Cellular component (GO): mitochondrial outer membrane
Molecular function (GO): ubiquitin-like modifier activating enzyme activity; tRNA threonylcarbamoyladenosine dehydratase activity
Source: RefSeq, a predicted model, not a curated record